Messenger RNA from Phytomonas sp. EM1, 2970 nucleotides. The record is from the annotation of a GenBank genome assembly. Lineage: Eukaryota; Euglenozoa; Kinetoplastea; Trypanosomatida; Trypanosomatidae.
AUGGAUAUCGAUUUAUCCAGCAGAAAUAUCUCAGAACUGUAUUUCGACAAAGAUGCUAUUACCGAUGAGGAGGCGUUUGCCACGGCAGCUGUCGAGUCUCUGUCUGUUUCGAGGAACCAAAUCAAGGAAAUCAAGGGUCUCAAUAUGGCCUUCAGCAAUUUGACGAAGCUUGAUCUCUCUCAUAAUGUCCUAGGCGCCGGCACGACCUCGGUAACUGCUUGUUCCACAAUGGCACAAUUUGAGCCCACUGACGUGCACAGGCGCGUUUACUACUGUGAGGGCGUAGCACCCUGGAUAGCGGCGCUUCCUGCCACACUAGUCUUUCUUGAUGUGUCCCACAAUCACCUGAGCAGCUUUGUAUGUUGCUCUUGUAUUUCUCAUGAUGGGGCGCUUCCGUCGGCAGCGAUGACAGCUUCCACAUCUUCGGACCUCUAUAUCCGAUACUUGAGACAUGCGUGUCCACUCACGUUGAGUUUAUUUUUCAACCACUCUCGCUUUCCAAAACUACGCCAUCUGAAUGUAUCACAUAAUGUUCUGGAAGUGAGUGUUGCUGAGAGUGAUACAAUGGAGGACAUAUGGCAGAGUAUACUUCCCACGGUGUUGAAGAUAGGGACAGAUGACAACUACAUAUGUGCUGUUGAAAACCUGGAUAUUUCCUUUAACGCAAAAUUGGCUUCUGUGAACUGUUUUUUAUUCAGUAGCUAUACGUCUGAGAAUGAUAGUGUCUUGCCUUUGCCAUCAUCGUCGCCGUUUCUUUUGAACACACUGAACUUGCGAGGAUGCGGUGUAACCGAUUUGGUGGGCUUGUCUGGAGUCCACCCUUUUGCACCGUGUUUACAGCGGCUGGAGCUGGACGGGUCCCCCAUCAAACAGACCAUUCUUGGUUCAAACCACGCAGUUAUGGGCAACAUUAUCGUGUCGCUGCUUCUAUCAGCCUCCAUGGGGCCUGCUUUCCAUAGAUAUGGACAUGAAUCAGAAGGCACAAGCAAAGGCUCCUCUUGCCAGAAUGUGGCGCUUUGUAAGGCAGUCCAGGAUCUCAUUCAGAACAACAGUAAUCUUUUUACGGAGUCCCUUCAGGCGCAUGUGGCAUUUUCAAUCUCUAGGGAACAUACUGUCGACCUUGGAUCAUGCGUAUAUGCUUCCGUUCUGUUGGAAGUGAUCCCGAGCCUAAAGCUACUUGAUGGGUACCUUCAUGUUGUAGAAUGUAAGGAGGCCAUUAUCAACGCAACGCAAAGCACGCUGGAAAUCUUAAGCAGUGCCCGCGAUUCUCAGCCCUCUGCGUUUACUUCUCAACCCACAAAGGCCUUGGCAAAACAGAUGGUUGCACCCGACGUUGAUGAAACUCGGCUUGGAGAAGGCCUACACCGAAUCGCCUCCAAGGUUAUCCCACAGCUCCACACUCGAGUUUUGAUAAGCGAGCUCGCACCGUUGCAGAGUGGGGAAAAUACAACAUUACUUCCCAGGCAAGCCCAGGAGACCUUGAUGGGACGCGAACACCGUGUUAAUAUUGAGCAAGGUGGAGCUAUGGUCGGGGAGCCGGGGUCGUUCACAUCGCUUCAUCAUGAUGAUAGCGACGGAGGCGCUUAUGAAGCGUUGUGCAAAAGGUCCCAGGAGCUGAAGAGGGAGCUUCUUGAAAGCCAGAAACGCUGUCGUAGCUACACGGAACACAGCAAAGAGUUGCAAUCUCAGCUUGUGGCCGAUCGGAAGCACAUCACAGAUCAACAUAAGGAAAUCCUUCAGCUUCGAGCUGAGCGAGAUUUGACUCAGGCUAGUUUACUCGCACUCAAGAAGCGUCUCAAAAAGCGCCGACGUGAGUUAGCGUACGGCGUGCAGGCGAUUGAAUCGCAAUUUUCCACCAUGCGCGAACGCGAGGCAAUGAGUCGUAUUCAACAAAGAGAGAAGGCGCUGGAGAAAAGAGAAAGACGCCUAGAGAAACACAUCGCCCUUGCAGGAGCUUCCCCUGUCCGGGGCAACACGCGACCUCUUCAUGAAAACAGAAGACAAGUUCGAAGCGUGGUGCUGCGUGAAGCAGCGAUCAAAAGGAAACUACACAAACAAAAAAGCGAGGAUCCAUUGGCUUUCAGUACUAGUCGCUUUCACAUAGACAACGGCGGAACAGGCGGGAGAUAUGCUAGUCAGGAACUUAUCGCCGCCGCCGGCGAAAGCGACAUGGAGGAAGAUGGAUCCCGUCACUAUCUGCGAUCUUAUCCUCAACAGAAGAAUAAGGAAACUGAAAAGGCCGCACGACGCUAUUGUUGCAGCAUAUCUCCCGACCAACGCCGGCAGUUGUGUGAGGCUAUUUGCCUAGCAGACCCUUCCAAGGCGGCACCCUCAUUAGACCGCAAGACGGAGGGGGGUGAGCUUUCGCCUGGGUUUGCUUCCAUCACGGCAGCCAGCAGGGUGGUGAAUGAAGAUGCCGUGGACUUUCGCAGUCUCGCCGAACAGGAUCUUAGCACGCUUUCACUUACGGAGCUGUUUGAGGCGGCGGCAGCGAUUCGACAUCGACAGUUGGCACAGCAGCAAACUGGUGCUCAGGCUUUCAAGGAGGACGACACACUGCAUCCUGCUAUACACACAGCAUCCUUUGAGGCUUCGACUCUUGUGAGCGCACCCGGACCUGCUUUAGUUGCUUGUUCUAAGAAACGAGAUUCUUUAUCGAAAAUCAUAGAUCAGGUGCAUAGUGUGUCCGACCAUCGACAUACUGCCUCUGUUGAUCGAGCAACAUCGCAUAUACUCAACGGGAAGCAAGGUGAUUCCGCAUUUUUGAGCGCACUUGAGCAUAUCGAAGUGCCAUCGUCAAUUUCUCUUGCUGUGGAUGAUGACAUCGAGAGUGGUCCCGUCGAUACGUUUGACUCUCUCAAUGUGUUCGAGGGAGAUGAAAGCAUUGAGAGCCACCACCCUCCCAUCAAAUUCAAUAAUUCAAAUGGUGUUCCUUCAGAUUUGGUUUCGGUUAAUCGAGCACUAUUCUAG